CACGCUGCUGCUGGUCUGUCUGCUGGUCUGGCUCAGAAGGAAAACUCAAGGUGCAGGUGGCGAAGACCUGUCAGCGUCUGAGAGCAAGAUGUCCUGCAGCUCUGAUCCAGCAGUAGGCGCUGCCAGCUUCAAGUCCGGCACCAUGGCACAACCAGCUCCCGUUCACCCCACCAAGAUGGGAGAGGGUCGGGCGAUUGCCGUGCUGACCUCGGGAGGCGAUGCCCAGGGUAUGAAUGCAGCUGUACGAGCCACAGUUCGAGUUGGACUUUACACUGGAGCAAAGGUUUAUUUUGUCCAUGAGGGUUACCAGGGUCUGGUGGAUGGAGGUGACAAUAUCCGCCUUGCUACCUGGGAGAGUGUGUCGAUGAUGCUGCAGCUGGGUGGGACUGUGAUUGGUAGUGCCCGCUGCCAGGAUUUCCGCACCAAGGAGGGUCGCACCAAGGCUGCCUGCAACUUAGUCAAGCUGGGCAUCACCAACCUGUGUGUGAUUGGUGGCGAUGGCAGUCUGACGGGUGCCAACCAAUUCAGAACAGAGUGGAGUGAGAUGCUGGCCAAUCUGGUCAAAGCCGGUAAGAUCACAGCCAAGGAGGCCAAGUGUUCCUCUCACCUCAACAUCGUCGGCAUGGUGGGCUCCAUUGACAAUGACUUCUGUGGCACCGACAUGACCAUCGGCACGGACUCUGCCCUGCAUCGCAUCAUAGAGAUAGUGGACGCCAUCACCACCACAGCACAGAGUCACCAGAGGACUUUCAUCCUGGAGGUGAUGGGCAGACACUGUGGUUACCUGGCUUUAGUGACAGCUCUGGCCUGUGGCGCUGACUGGGUGUUCAUCCCUGAGAUGCCUCCAGAUGAUGGAUGGGAGGAGCAUCUCUGCAGGAGACUGACAGAACAAAGAGGUCGCGGCUCCCGUUUGAACGUCAUCAUUGUGGCCGAGGGAGCGAUGGACCGCAGUGGAGAGCCUAUUACCUGUGAGCUUGUCAAACAGCUGGUAUCAAAGAAUCUAGGCUUCGACACUCGUACGACCAUCCUGGGGCACGUACAAAGAGGUGGAACCCCCUCCGCCUUUGACAGGAUCUUGGCAAGCAGGAUGGGAGUAGAGGCUGUGAUGGCUCUGCUGGAGGCCACACCAGACACUCCUGCAUGUGUGGUCAGCUUGUCUGGGAACAUGGCUGUCAGGCUGCCUCUCAUGGAGUGUGUGCAAGUGACUAAAGACGUCACCGUAGCCAUGUCCGAAGGGAGGUUUGACGAUGCUGUGAAGCUCAGGGGAAAGAGCUUUGAAAACAACUGGAACACUUACAAAAUGUUGGCUCACCUGCACCCCCCAGACAAAAAGAGUAAUAUCAACAUCGCCAUCUUGAACGUGGGAGCUCCGUGUGCUGGAAUGAACGCUGCCGUCCGUUCAGCUGUCAGGAUUGGGCUUCUGCAGGGCCACCAGAUGUUGGCAGUGCACGACAGUUUCGAUGGCUUGGCUCAUGGGAUGAUUGAGCCCAUUGGUUGGGCUGGAGUGGGAGGAUGGACAGGAAAGGGGGGCUCCAAUCUGGGAACUAAGAGAUCCCUGCCCCACGAGUUCAUGGAGGAGAUCAGUCUGAGCAUCACGAAGUUCAACAUUCAUGCUCUAAUCAUUAUUGGAGGUUUUGAGGCGUUUGUUGGAGGUCUGGAGAUGGUGCAGGCUCGAGAGAAGUAUGAGGAGCUGUGCAUUCCCCUUGUCGUCGUUCCUGCUACUGUCUCCAACAAUGUUCCUGGAUCUGACUUCAGUGUUGGAGCUGACACUGCCCUCAACACCAUAACCAUGACAUGUGACAGGAUCAAACAAUCAGCUGCCGGAACCAAGAGGAGAGUGUUUAUAGUUGAGACCAUGGGAGGAUACUGUGGCUACCUGGCAACCAUGGCUGGCCUGGCAUCUGGGGCUGACGCUGCCUACAUCUAUGAGGAGCCUUUCAACAUCCAUGAUCUAGAGAUGAACGUGGGUCAUCUGGUGGAGAAGAUGAAGACCACGGUGAAGAGAGGACUGAUUCUUAGAAAUGAGAAAAGCAACGCUAACUACACCACAGAUUUUAUCUUCAACCUGUACUCAGAGGAGGGCAAGGGUGUGUUUGACUGCAGAAAGAAUGUACUCGGGCAUAUGCAGCAGGGUGGAACGCCUAGUCCUUUCGACAGAAAUUUUGCCACAAAGAUGGGCAUCAAGUCUGUCCUUUGGUUGACUGACAAGCUGAAAGAAUGCUACAGACAUGGUCGCAUCUUUGCCAACUCUUCAGAUUCAGCUUGUGUGCUGGGCAUGAGGAAGAGAAGUUUGGUCUUCCAGCCUCUGACAGAGCUUAAAGAUGACACUGACUUUGAACAUCGUCUUCCAAAGACACAGUGGUGGUUAAAGCUGAGGCCCAUCCUGAAAAUUCUGGCCCAUUACAAGAUCGACCUGGACACCUCUGAGAAGACUGCGAUGGAACAUGUCAUUAAGAAGAGAGGCCUAGCUCCUUAGAAGCCUUUCUUCUCGACCUGACGUCACCCGUCUGAUUUAUUUUUGAAGCAACCCUGUCUUUGAAAAGUGACAUAUGAAUAAAGACAAGCAAGUCUCACAAUAAACACUCAAAAGUCCCACCCCAUUAUUUGUAUUUGCUUAAUUAGAGCAGCUUUUUGAACACCUUGAAAACUUGUGGUCCGGUGCUUUUGGGUGAAUAUUGAAAUAUUGUACUUUUGCUAAUGUAUGUGCUAAUUUGUAUUGUAACUUAUUAUUUGGAAGUGCACGACAGUUUCGAUGGCUUGGCUCAUGGGAUGGUAAAUUCUAGUUAUGCACACAUAUACAAACAAGAAUGAAGAAUGCUUUUACUCUCAUGAUAAACAGCUUUACCCUGUUGGUGCAUGUCUAUACAAAUGGAAGAGACUGAUCCGCUGUCUCUGCUCAGAUUGAGCCCAUUGUGUUAGAUUCACAUUAAUAACACAAAAAAUCUACAAAUUAUUACGAUAAAUUGUUAGAAACAAUGAUUUCUGAUGCAUUGUUACAGGUCAUCCUGGAUUCAAAUUCACAAUAAACGGCAGUGGAGCUAAUAUUGUUCCUUAAUCUGUACCUAUCUAUCUAUCUAUCCAUCUAUCUAUCUAUCUAUCUAUCUAUAAUAAGAUUAAAAUGGACCCCACUUUAUAGAAGUAACAUAAAAUGAUGCUGCAUCAGUAAUAAUCAACAUAAUAACAUAAUCUGAAAUGGGUCAUUCUGUAACCUUGGCCAUUAUUUUUAUUUGAGUUAAAUAUAUUUAGAUGGGAAUACUGUUGUACAAUUAAUUGACCAAAAUUAAGGAAGCAUAAUUCUUAUUUGAAUUUCCAGCCUGUUGUUUCUAUACCUUGAAUAAAAGUUGUAGCACUUAAAUGGCACUUACUUAUA
Molecule: messenger RNA, 3370 nt
Organism: Platichthys flesus (European flounder)
Lineage: Eukaryota; Metazoa; Chordata; Actinopteri; Pleuronectiformes; Pleuronectidae
Gene: pfkmb
Product: phosphofructokinase, muscle b
Exons: 24
Coding region: 89-2476 (795 amino acids)
Biological process (GO): canonical glycolysis; fructose 1,6-bisphosphate metabolic process; fructose 6-phosphate metabolic process
Cellular component (GO): cytoplasm; 6-phosphofructokinase complex; membrane
Molecular function (GO): fructose-6-phosphate binding; monosaccharide binding; ATP binding
Source: RefSeq, a predicted model, not a curated record